GAGAGCCAAUCGGGUAGCUCCUUUGGCUGUGUUUUGAAUCGGAGGCAAUUUUAACCGUCGGGCGCCGAGGAAUCUGGGAGAAAGCGGUGUAAAGACGUCCAUCCAAAUAAAUAAGUGAACUUACGCGCAUUUUGACGUCGAAAAGCAGCAGAUGAGGAUGAAUUUGGAUUCUAUGAAGUAUGCGGAGCUGCGAAGCAUCGCGAAGGAGCUGGGGCUGAAGGCAAACAUGAAGGCCGAUAAGCUCCUGAAAGCCAUUAAGCAGCACUAUGAAAAAGAAAAGAAAAAUGACGAGGUCCGAGUAGAUGAAAAUGCAGCUUCAGACAGCGGCCAGGAGAGUAAAGAUGAUGCUUCCCAACAAGAGGCCUCCAGUCCGGCUGUGUUUGUGAACACACGUCGGGGGAGAGGAAAAUGCACCAAGAGAAGGAUCACUGACGCUGCUGAGGCUGGUGACCCAGCUGAAUCUUACAGCAGUUCAGGGGAGAAGAAAAAGAAAAGGAAGGUGACCCUGGACCUAGAUUCUGAGAUGAAUGAAUCGGAGCCCCAGCUGCAGCCGGACUCCGAGGUUAAAGCUCCUGUGCUAGCUGAAACAGAAAAGGCACCAAAGGUGGCAAAAGGCGGCAAGAUCCCUCGUUACCAAGGUCUCCAGCAGAAGAGCAAGACUUUGUUGAAGCCCACAACUCCUAACUUUAAAAAGCUCCAUGAGGCCCAGUUCAACAAGAUGGAGUCCAUUGACUGCUACGUUCAGCGGAAGACGAAGCAGAUUGAGACGUACAAAAAUCCAGCCAAAGACCUGAAGAAGAAUUCAGCUCGUGUCACCAUGUUCAGCCCGGCCCCCAGCAACAAGACGCCGGCCGAGGAAAAGCGUCGCCACACUUUGCUCUCGGCCAGCAAAAUCCCUUCAAAAAAACCCGCACAAAAAGAAGACGGUCCGUUCAGACCCUCUGUCCUUUCCGCCCGCAGGGUCAAUGUCCGAUUCUCGGAGGCCACGCUCGAUAACGAGUUCAAGAGGUCCCUGGUGAAGACGCCAGCACGGAUGUCGCCAUGCGUCGCCUCCAGUACCCCACGAAAACCGACUGCAGAUGCAGGAAAGCCGGCCGUCGCCAAGUCUUCAGCUUCAUCUGCCCAGAAAACUCCAGGACCCUUCAUUUUCACCGGUAACACGAGUGCUUUGGGAACGCCUGGAACCCAAAAGAAACCUGCCUUCGACCUGAAGGCGAGUCUGUCGCGUCCCCUCACCUACAAGCCCCAUAAAGGUAAACUGAAACCUUUCGGAGAUGCCGUGGAAAACGCAGCGGGAAACAAGUCUGCGAUUGCCAAUCCUCGCAAAGACGGUUACAAACAGCCCAAAAUCCAGUCGAGGGAGGACCGGCGAACCAAACAAGUGGAAAGCCGGAAGCAGAAAAAAGAAAACCUGCUCGGCGCGAGGAGAGGGCUGGUGAUGAUGUAGACGGGGUUAUUCUUCAAAAUGACGGCCGUUGGGAAAGCGUGACGAAUUUUAGUGUAAAUAUUUUGAUGUCGUAGAAAAGCUCAAGUGUUUUCCUCCAACCCGCUUUAUUUGUGGAGAUAUUUGCUUUAAAGCUUUAUUUCUGUUAAUGCCGCAAUUUUCUCUAUCAAGUAGAAACUCUUGUUUAUGUAAAUUUUUAACAACAGUUUUAUAUGCUUUAUUUUUUGCAUUCUUCUGAGGGGAAAACAUUUAAUGGCCUAGAAGAAAAACAUCAAAAAGAUGCUUGACAUGUAAACCCUGUUCUUAAUUGUGAUGUUUUAUUAUUGAAUUUUGUAAUAAAAUUCCA
Poecilia latipinna (sailfin molly) is the source of this 1790-nucleotide messenger RNA. RefSeq names its product nucleolar and spindle associated protein 1 (gene nusap1). The record is from RefSeq and is a predicted model, not a curated record. The transcript is spliced from 11 exons. Gene Ontology annotation, molecular function: microtubule binding. Gene Ontology annotation, cellular component: mitotic spindle; nucleolus; microtubule. Gene Ontology annotation, biological process: mitotic cytokinesis; establishment of mitotic spindle localization; mitotic chromosome condensation. Bases 152 to 1447 code for a protein of 431 amino acids. Lineage: Eukaryota; Metazoa; Chordata; Actinopteri; Cyprinodontiformes; Poeciliidae.